Molecule: messenger RNA, 1340 nt
Organism: Camellia sinensis
Lineage: Eukaryota; Viridiplantae; Streptophyta; Magnoliopsida; Ericales; Theaceae
Source: RefSeq, a predicted model, not a curated record
ACCUUCCCAAUCUUCACUGAAAUUUAUUAUCUUCACUGAAAUUUAUUAUUUCACAUAUUUUUAUGGGAAAUCAAACCUAGUCCCAGUUGAUCUCUUCCCUACUCGACUCACCCCUCAGAUUCAAACCUCAAAACCCGUUUCUAUUUCUCUCUCAGACAAUUCACUCUCAAAAUCCAUGGAUCUAUGGAAUUCUCGCCGACUUUCCCAAUGCUUUUGACCUAAAUUCCCACUUUCUUGCCCGAAAAUUUCCUAUAAUUUUAUACAUAUACAUCGAUUCCGAUCUCGAAACCCUAAUUUGUAGAUCUCCGAUCAUGGCAAAGGAAUUCAAUGUUCCGCCGGUUGUGUUCCCCUCCGGCGGAAACCCCGGCACCGCCGCGCAACAGCGUCGGCUUCCGACGCCGCCGUUCCAGCCGCCACGGUCCGCAAACCCUAACAUCCCCUUCAUGUCCUUCGACAUCGGCUCGGUUUCCGCGGCGUCAACUUCGUUCUCGGCUCCUCAAUUCGGCGGUAACAUGGCGGGAAUGGGAAUCGGAACCGGGUUCGAGGACGAACCACCUCUACUCGAAGAGCUAGGAAUCAAUACGAGACAGAUUUGGAGCAAAACUGUAUCGAUUGCGAACCCGUUUAGAGUGAACGCGAAUCUACACGAAGAUGCUGAUUUGUCAGGUCCGUUUCUCUUCGUGAUGGCUUUUGGGUUGUUUCAAUUGCUUGCUGGGAAGCUACAUUUCGGGAUUUUAUUGGGUUGGGUCACUGUUUCAGCUUUGUUUCUUUACAUUGUGUUCAAUAUGUUGGCGGGUCGAAAUGGGAACUUGGAUUUGUAUCGGUGUGUGAGUUUGAUCGGUUACUGUAUGUUGCCUAUGGUGAUUUUAUCGGCGAUCGGUCUGUUCCUUCCACAAGGUGGGGCGGCAAUUUUUGUGAUUGCCGGGGUUUUCGUGGUAUGGUCGACUCGAGUUUGCACGAGGCUUUUGGUUGAAUUGGCUUCUUGUGGAGAUGAGCACCGUGGAUUGAUCGCAUGGUGUACCUACAAUAAGUUUUUCUGCAUCAUCUUUAUUAAUCAGCAUUAUUACUGGUGUCCGCCCCCUUGGCUUGCUCUUCUGAGGUCAUUAUCAUUGCCUAGGGCAGGAGAUAACUCCGGUAAUGAAUUGGCUUAUUUCAUGAAGAUUAGGUUCUUUGCAUCCAUGGAUUUCAAUGAGGUAAUUUUGGUCUGCUUUCAUUUCUUGGUGUUUGUAGUUUUUUUAUUAGGGCCAAGAGAGGCUAAUCAAGAUGUGUAUCUACUAAGGUCAUGUUUGGUUAAAAAUUUGAAAAGAAAAAGAUGUGAAAUAUGAAUGAAAUAUAGUUAU